AUGUCCACCUUCAGCCAACAGUGCGCCCGGUCGAAAUUCUCUUCUCCAUUUGAGUGCAACAUCACAUUAUGUGUAGGACCUGAGCAUGUAUCCUUGUCAAAUUCGUCAUUUAAUGACGCACCAGAGGGGCAAUACAUGGAGAAUUAGCCUGAAUGAACCUGUCUCUCUCUCUUUUUUUUAUUUUUAUUAAACCUAAAGUAGAAAGGUGAAAUUAGCGCAAUGAGGCCUGUAAAUUUACUUAACAGAUUCAACGUCCUGUAAAACUGAUUUUAAAUUAUUAACAACUGAACAACCUGAACCAUAAAACUUUGGAAUCUUAAAAAAAACCUUCCGCAAAACCUUGAAGCAAUAACUUAGCUCUCUCCUUGUUUGGGUACCUUGAGUCCUAAAUAACAAUACUUUAAUAACUGAGUACUUUCAGUAAAAAGUACCAAUGAAAUUAUAUAUAUAUAUAUAUAUAUAUAUAUAUAUAUAUAUAUAUAUAUAUUUUAAUAAGAGUUCCAUAAUAAUAUUGUUCUUACUGUACUAUAAGUACCGACAUUAGUUGCUGGUUUAACUGAAAAACUUUGUAACUUUAUAACCAAACAUCUCCGGUUUUUAAACCCCCAGAACAUUAACCAAACAUCUCCGGUAUUUUUUUGUAAAGACGUUUACCAUUCCAGUGAACGCUACCAACGCCUCCCUAAUCUUAGCCAGUUCAGCAAUGUUUCGUUCAUACUCACCACCUGAAGUACCAGCUCUGCCUCAUGCCUCCAUUUCUUCCAGGACUGGCAUGUCGUCUCGAUAACACGCUCUCACUUCAUCCGAACUUUCUUUGCUUCUUGUCAGGAUGUCUUUAGCCCGGCCCUUAACUCUACCAUGACCCACCAUAGGCACAGGGGAGGAAGGCAGGCUUCUUUUAAACCUUUUCUUCUUCCAGGAGCUGUUUCUUUUACUUUUGGAGCCAAUUCCUUAACCAGCAUGCAUUCUCCUUUUCUGUCAGCAGUUGGCGCUCUUCCCAGGCUGUGCCGCGGAUAAGCGCGCCUUUUUCCGACUGUGUACGACGUGCCUCUGGUCGGAACCUCAGUUAGACAUCGGGAGCAAUUUGCUCAGUAUGAUUCUACUACCGGAGGCUCUCUAUCAGCGCUGUAAGCCCCGGCGCCGAGAUUAG
Molecule: messenger RNA, 1150 nt
Organism: Pelobates cultripes (western spadefoot toad)
Lineage: Eukaryota; Metazoa; Chordata; Amphibia; Anura; Pelobatidae
Source: the annotation of a GenBank genome assembly